AUGACGGAACGUCCAGCUAAACGUCGCCGUGUUGAACUCUCGCUCGAUGAUAAACUCAAAAUAAUUAAAAGUUUCGAAAGUGUACCUAAACCAACGUUAAGAUCUUUGAGUGAAAAGUUUAGUAUUGGCAAAUCAACAGUUGGAGAUAUCAUCAAAAAACGAGAGGUUUAUAAGGCAGAGUUUGAAAAGAAUAUUAGCGGGAAUAAACGGCGGUUUAACAACGCAUGUAAAUUUGAUAAGCUCAAUGAACUGAUAUGGCAGUGGUUCUGUCAAGCUCGCGCUAAAAACAUCCCGAUUUCUGGUCCCAUCAUCCACGAGAAGGCCAGUGAAUUUGCCAAGGAACUUGCAGUUGCAGAUUUCAAGGGCUCGAAUGGCUGGCUGGACAGCGUGGUGUUUGGCCCGGAGAGGUUGGAAUAUGACGUCCUGGCUAAGAGUCCAUUGGUCCGACGAAAGCCGAUUCCUGUUCCAUAUCACAGAUGGCCGAUUGAGAGUUUGGAGGCAUAA
This is a messenger RNA of Gigantopelta aegis, 504 nucleotides long. Its product is annotated as major centromere autoantigen B-like. The transcript is spliced from 2 exons. NCBI's taxonomy places the organism in Eukaryota, Metazoa, Mollusca, Gastropoda, Neomphalida, Peltospiridae. Bases 1 to 504 code for a protein of 167 amino acids. Gene Ontology annotation, molecular function: DNA binding. The record is from RefSeq and is a predicted model, not a curated record. Gene Ontology annotation, cellular component: nucleus.